This is a messenger RNA of Lactuca saligna, 1910 nucleotides long. Lineage: Eukaryota; Viridiplantae; Streptophyta; Magnoliopsida; Asterales; Asteraceae. The record is from the annotation of a GenBank genome assembly.
CCCAUGACCGGGUUGUUGGAUCCGAUUUGCGAGUUAACCAUACACCUCCAGUCUCAUGAUCACUCCAUCUUCAUUCAGAAACCAGAGAUUAGACAAAAUUUAGCAGAUCCUUGAAGAAUUCCUCAAUACCUUAUUCCCACUCAUUUGCAAUUAUCAAUCGCACACAUUAAUCCGCAAGGAUUAGGCAGUGAAAAGCCAGAAAUCGACUAAUUUUUUCAUUUGAAAGGAUGUAAAAAAAGUAAAGGAUAUUAGAGUUCUGGUUUUGCGCAUGUUAAGCUGGGAGGAAUCGAAAGGAGCGUGAAUAAGAUGAGUGUCCGAUGGUGCCAUGUUAUUGUCUCUGUUCUUGGGCUAUUGGUGUUCGAAUCCGCUUUGUUUGUUGAUGGAGGGACAACCAGUAGUUUUGUAAGAAAAUAUGACAAAACUAUCGAUAUGCCUCUUGACAGUGAUGUGUUUACUGAGCCUCCCGGUUAUAAUGCGCCUCAACAGGUUCAUAUAACCCAAGGUGAUCAUGUGGGGAAGGCAAUGAUUGUAUCUUGGGUGACAAUGGAGGAACCAGGUUCAGAUACAGUUGUUUAUUGGAGUGAAGACAGCAGUAGUAGUCAGAACAUAGCCGAGGGCAUUGUUACCACCUACACAUACUACGAUUAUACUUCUGGAUUCAUCCAUCAUUGCAAUCUUACUGAUUUGGAGCAUGAUACAAAAUACUACUAUGAAAUUGGGAUCGAACAUGCAUCAAGAACUUUCUGGUUCACAACUCCUCCUCCAAUUGGACCAGAUGUCCCUUUUACUUUUGGCCUUAUUGGAGAUCUUGGCCAAAGUUUUGAUUCAAACAUCACACUUACUCACUAUGAAAUGAAUCCUACAAAAGGAAAAACCGUCUUAUUCGUUGGAGACAUUUCUUAUGCUGAUAACUAUCCUUAUCAUGAUAACACAAGAUGGGAUUCAUGGGGAAGAUUUGCUGAAAGAAGUACAGCAUAUCAACCAUGGAUAUGGACUGCAGGAAAUCAUGAACUUGACUUUGCACCUGAACUUGGAGAGACUGAACCUUUUAAGCCUUAUACUCACAGGUAUCAAGUCCCCUUUGAAGCAUCAGAAAGUACUUCCCCUUUUUGGUACUCAAUCAAGAUAGCUUCAGCAUACAUCAUUGUCUUAUCUUCAUAUUCAGCUUAUGGUAAAUACACUCCUCAACAUGAAUGGCUGGAAAAAGAAUUGCCCAAAGUUGACAGAAGUGAAACCCCAUGGUUGAUUGUAAUGACGCAUACGCCCUUGUACAAUAGCUAUAUCUAUCACUACAUGGAAGGUGAAUCUAUGAGAGUCGUAUUCGAGCCUUGGUUUGUAAAAUACAAAGUUGAUGUUGUGUUUUCUGGUCAUGUCCAUGCCUAUGAACGAACAGAGAGAAUAUCGAACAUUGCUUAUGAUGUUGUUAACUCGAAAUGUGAUCCUAUAAAAGAUGAUUCUGCUCCUAUAUACAUAACCAUUGGUGAUGGAGGAAAUCUUGAGGGCUUGGCUAUCAACAUGACUGAGCCACAGCCGAUGUACUCUGCUUUUAGAGAAGCUAGUUAUGGGCAUGCUAUUUUGGACAUCAAGAAUAGAACACAUGCGUAUCAUAGUUGGCAUAGGAAUCAAGAUGGAUAUGCUGUUACAGCUGAUUCAAUGUGGUUUUAUAAUAGAUAUUGGUAUAAUCAUGACUUACAUGCAUCAUCAUGAUUCAUGAUCAUUUUCUUUUAUUUUUUUUUUAAAGUCAGUAGUACCUUGUAAAUCAAUUCGUGUAGUAUCUGGUUUUCUUUCCAGAAGAGCCAUUGUCCUACAUAUUUAGAGGAGAUACGAAUGUGUCUAUCUGGGACUCUAAUAUAGGAAUAUAUAAAGUUUUAUAUUGUAUGGGUAAAAUGGAUAUGGAAAUAUUUCAUUGC